GUUUACGUCAUCAUACAUUGACAAAUACUAUCAAAAUACUCAAAAAUAAUAUUUUAAUCUUUUUUGUGGGCCCCUAAAAAAAGAAAAUUUUUUUAUUAUAAAGAUUUUAACGCAAACUAUUCAAGAUGGAUAUGCUAUCCAUCAGAAAAGUUCGAUUACAUGGUAUGAAAGAUUCGAGAUGGAUGACUAAAGAUAAAAUAACGCAAUACAAAGGGUUGAUUAAUUUAUUUAAGAGGGAUAAGAAAAUUUCAAAUUCCGAUAAAUCGGUCGCUACCAAAAGGGAUAAACGAGCUUUGGCUACGUUAAAAAAGGAAAUCGCUGGCGAUCGUGAUCUUUUAGAUAACGCUUUAUACGGUGAUAAACAAAUAAUAAGAAAUGCUUUAUUAAGCGAUAAACGGAUUCAAUUGGCUUACGAACGAUUAGAACCGCAUAUUAUCGUGGAACAUUUACAACAACAAAAAUUUAAUUGUCGCAAGAAAAUGGAUUUGAUGCAAUUCGAAAAAUUACAAAAGGCUAAACGACUUGUUACUGUCAAGCUUGAAUACGCCGAAUUAUGUGACCGAUUAACUUUCGAACAACCCGGUUCGUUUCCGGUUGAGCGUUUAUGCAGAGAAUACACAUCCCACGUCCAAGAUGCCAUCCUAAAGAAAGAAGCCGCAAUUGUUGUGAAUGAAACUUACAAAAAAAUAAUUAGCGUUAUGAAGAAAGAUCAAAUUUAUUUCGACCAAAUUCUGUACUGUUUAAACCAAGAUGCCCGAAAACAAGCCAAAUGCAUGUUUGAUACCAUCAUGCUCGGGCAAUUAGCCAUCGAAUAUUUAGAUGAUCGCCGCGAAGAUUUCAGAGAACUCGAAGCAGCCGUUCAAUGUGAUAUGACACUAAGAAAACAAACCGUUAAAUCAACAAGACAAGUCGUCGAAAGUUUAUCGAAGAACAUCAAAUUUUACAUAAGAAGAGACAGCGACACUAAUUUACCAGGAGAUCUCUUUUUAAACACCAACACCGAUAUUGAAGCGGAAGUUGCUGAAUUAUGCAGAACUUUAGAUCAACUCAAAGAAGCGUUUAGCGUAAAUUAUUAUUUACAACUUUUCGACUGCUUAAAAGAACAAGAUCGCCAAGCUCAACGAUUAAGAGCUUUAUGCGAUCGCACUUUGGAAGGUCGCGAUACUUUACAGAACCGUUUAAAUCACGCCAAUUUAAGUUACACGGAAAUGGUGAAUUCAGUUUGCGAUGGCACGGCCGAUUAUGUCGAAGAAAAAAGAUCGUUAUUGGAAUCGUUGGAGUACGGGGAAUUUCGUAAAAAGGAAGCCAUUAAAAAACGCGAGGUCGUCUCAACCGUAUUGACAAACGUAAAAAUUUCAUUACAACAAAUGGAACAAAUGUGUAAAGUUGUACGCGAUCCGAAAGAAAAGAAAGUAACGCCGAAACUUCCGUCCGUUGAAAAAAGCGUUGCUCUGAUAAAAGCUGCGCGACAUCCACAGAUGAUGAAACAAAUGUAUGAACAUUUAAUUAAAGAUGUUAUUGAUAUUAAAGAAGUUUGCGAUGAAAUUAUUAAUAUUUUAACUCCGAAAUUAGCGGUUGUUAUGGCAGCAGCUGCUGGGGUGGUUCUUGAUGAAAGAACACAUGGAUUAGCUGAUAGUCAAUUACAACGAAUGACAAGUAAACGCACACCGUCUGUUUUGAGGGAGAUCGCAGGACCGACUGAGUCAUUGGUUGAAGGACUCACUAUGGAGGACUUUGGAAUUCCGACUAGAGCUGAUAUAAAGGCACAAAGUGAUGAAAUCGUUUUGAUUUGUACUAAAAGUGACGAUUCCUGAUAGUGAAGAAAGAAAUAACGAGAAAUCAUAUUUUUUGUGGGGUGUAAAAGAUUUUUUUUUAUGUAUAUUUUUUUUGUUUAAGUAUAUUUUCUUU
Messenger RNA from Onthophagus taurus, 1908 nucleotides. RefSeq lists its product as uncharacterized. The record is from RefSeq and is a predicted model, not a curated record. Lineage: Eukaryota; Metazoa; Arthropoda; Insecta; Coleoptera; Scarabaeidae. Gene Ontology annotation, biological process: cilium movement; outer dynein arm assembly. Gene Ontology annotation, cellular component: ciliary basal body; ciliary rootlet; ciliary tip.